Messenger RNA from Cyclocybe aegerita, 3399 nucleotides. The record is from the annotation of a GenBank genome assembly. Lineage: Eukaryota; Fungi; Basidiomycota; Agaricomycetes; Agaricales; Hemipholiotaceae.
AUGUCUACUGCCACGACUUCUCUCUCCGACACCCUUCCAUCCUCCGUACCCAAGCUCGAUGCGAGCAGCUUGAAUUGGGCAAUAUUUGACGUCCGAUUCCAAGAUGCCGUCGAGGCUAAAGGCUUCUGGGGUCACUUCAUUGGUACCGACCCUCACCCUGUUCCUGCGGCCACUCCUACCCCUGCCCCUACCCCUGCUACUGUUACUGCUGGUGCCGCGACCGCGGCUGUUGUGGGCGCUGCCCCUCCAACCAUUGGUGCGACGGUGACCCCUACUGCGGCUGAGAUAGCUGCUAUGGAGAAGUGGGACAAGGACGAGCGUGCGGCAAAGUCUUUACUCACCCAGAGGAUUCCUGAUUUGACGUUGAUGCGUAUCCACUCGAAGAAGACCGUCUUCGAGAGGUGGUCCACCAUCGUCAGCAAGUACACGGAGAAGGGCGCUUAUGCGCAAACCGAGAUGCGUAUGAAGUUCUUGGGGUCGAAGUGCCCUGACAAGGGCAAUGUGCAUGAGUUCCUGGAUUCCUUGGCCACCAAGAGGGAACAGCUUGCUUCGGUUGGUGUCGACAUUGAUGAGAAAGACUAUCGCUCGACCAUCCUGCAGUCCCUUCCUAUCCCACUCUCAAACUUCGCAUCGGCGCAGCUUGCUGCUGCCCGAAUGUUCUCCCCAACUGGUACCAUUGCUCCUGACACCCUCAUUUGGCUUAUCAGCGAGGAGUAUGACCGUCAGAAGUCCCAACAUUCUGGGCGCUUGGGAAAGGCGAGGGAGGAUGACUGUGACGAGGUGAUGGCAGUCUCAUCGAACACUUUGAACAACAUGGGUGGUGGACAGGCUGCGAAUGGUGGAGGUGGCUCAAGCAGGGGGUGCUGGAAGUGUGGCGACCUUGGUCACCGCAAGAGUCAGUGCCCGAAAAUGAGGAAGAUUGUCGACAAGUUGACUCAGAAGGCAGCUUCUUCAAAGGCGGGUGGGUCUGCAAAUGUGGUUGAGGUUGAGGAGGGGGACAGUGAUGGUGUUUUCGCGGUCAUGGUCGAGUCUGAUGAUGAAACAUCAGUGCAUGGUUCAAUGGCAGGGCUCCAGUCAAAUACCAACACGGUGAUGGGGAGCGACGAUUAUUCCGACGCUGACAGCGACUCCCUCCCGGUGCCUCACCAGUCUGAUGCGCUGAUGGACAGUGACUGGUUCUCAGAUGUCGGAAGUGACGCUGGAGACUAUGACGACCCAUUCUGGAGCUCUGAGGAUGGAUCCGACGAGGAGGAGGAGAGGUUGAUGGCUGAGUUCUACACCAUCAUCAACACCGUCAAGGAGAAAUUUGAUGUCGAGAAUGCCUUCCUCAAAACCCCUCGCAUCGAGAUCUACGACUCGGGCUCAACUCACCACAUCUCCCCUUACCGUGAGGACUUCGUCAACCUCAUGGAAAUCCCACCGCAAACACUUCACGCUGCCAACAAAAACAACUUCAGUGCUACUGGGGUUGGCGAGCUCAUCAUUGACGUACCUAGUGGUGUCAACAUGAAGCAGCUCCACCUCACAGAGGUGCUCUACUCUCCCGAAUUCCACCGUCGCAUGGGCCACAUAUCGCCUGAGGUUGCUCGUCGACUUGUAUCCAACAAGUUUGUGACAGGUGUUCGUCUCACAACAAUGUCAACGUCUGGUGAUCCUUUCUUCUGUGAAUCAUGCGUUUAUGCCAAGGCGACGAGGAAGUCGGUGCCGAAAGAGAGAGCUGGGGAGAGGGCGAGCGAGUUUGGUGGUGAGGUUCAUUCGGAUCUCUGGGGACCAGCGCCUGUUUCUACACGGGGCAGUCGGCGCUACUACGUCACCUUCAUUGACGACAAGACACGACUCACUCACCUCUACCUCAUGCGCAAUAAGUCUGACACUUUUGCCAAGUACAGGGAGUACGAGUUUCUUUGGGGCGAGGCUGCUCGCCACAUCGUUUGGUUGUUAAAUCGGACGUCGACGAAGGCGGUGGAUGGCAAAACCCCCUACGAGGCAGCUUUUGGGAAGAAGCCUGACCUCCGUGAGGUACUCAGCCGUCUCGAGGGGGAGGACUGGGAAUUCAUUGAAACGACACCUGAUUCGAUGCCGGAUGGACUUACCAGCACCCCAUCUGUCAAUACACAAGCUUCUACAUCCGCACCAACUCCUCUCGAGACACCUGCAACCACUAUCCCUGCUCCCACAGACCCCACGGACUCAAACACGUCAAAUUCUAGCGACCACGAGACGCCCUCGGAGCCUGAAACUCGGUCGAAACGCACUCGGAAGCCUACACAACGUCUCCGUGACAUCCUCGAGGGACACGCCGUCUCGUCCAAUCGUCCUGGGGCACCAAAGGUUACACCCGGGGUGCAGCUCCCUUCGGAGAUCCUCUACGCUCUUUAUAGCAAGGCUGGUUUUGAGGGGGAGAACGAGGACGGGUGGGUGAUGGUGGCAGACUUCAUUGAUGAGUAUGCAAUGGCGGCAGAAAUCAGUGAGAAAGAGGCUUUAGAGCCCCAUUCUCUCGCCGAGGCAAGGACUCGACCUGAUUGGCCGUUGUGGGAGAAGGCGAUCCUGGAAGAACUCACUGUUUUGAAAGCUGCGGGUACAUGGGAACUUGUCGACGCACCUCCUGGAGUUCAAAGUUUCUCCCAAGUCCCGGGGAUCGAUUACUUCGACACGUUCGCACUGGUCGCACGCCUUGCUUCUAUUCGGGCCGUUCUCGUGAUGGCGGCUGUCCAUGACUACGAAAUCCAUCAAGUUGAUUACCUAAAUGGCAUUCUCACCGCCGACGAGGUUAUUUUUAUGCGCCAACCCCCCGGAUAUAGGAUUUCUGACAGCGCGGGAAAGAGGUUGGUGGAGAUCAUGGUGCUGCUUGGUUUUGAGCAGUGUGCGGUCGACCAGGCAGUUUUCUUUAAGCGCCGCGGUGAGGCGCUUGUGAUCGUGCUUGUGCAUGUCGACGACUGCACAAUUGUGGCCACUGCACUGCCACUGAUCGAAGCCUUUAAGGCCGAGGUCGCCAAGCACGUUGAAAUCACCGAUUUGGGCGAACUCCACUGGAUCCUUGGCAUUGAGGUUCGGCGCGAUCGCGAACGCUGUAUUAUUUUCCUUUCCCAACGCUCGUACAUCGACUCGAUCAUUUGCUGGUACAACCUUCAAGACCUCAAGCCUCUUUCCAUUCCCAUGGACCCCAAUGUUCGCCUUUCGAGCGCUCAGUCUCCCUCUACCACUGUCGAGAUCGCGAAGAUGGCAAAUAUCCCAUACCACGAGGCCGUUGGUUCUCUCAUGUACGCCUCGCUCGGUACACGCCCGGACAUCACCUUCGCUGUCCAAACCGUCUCGCGAUACGCCUCAAAGCCUGGUCCCGAGCACUGGGAGGCCGUCAAGCGGAUUUUUCGCUACCUGAGUGGUACGAAGGAGUUGUAG